AUGAAUCCUUAUCAUUCUUUUCGGUUAGAAAUCCAAUUUAGUACUAUCGAGAUUUUUCAAAAAUCUCUUAAAUAUAUUCAUGAACCCACUAAAAAUGAAGUCGUUCUUGAUCAUGAUAAUAUUAAAAAAGAAAUUGCUAAUGCAAAAUUUUAUGAAGACGGAACAAAAAUAAUUCGACCUAUUUUAAACGAGAAACAAGAACAUCCAACAAUUGAAAUUUAUAAUGGUGAUUGUUUGAGCCAUGCAUUGGAUAUAAAGAGAAAUCUUGGUUUAAAUCCUAUCGUACUUAAUAUGGCGAAUGAUCAAGUUCCUGGUGGCGGUUACCUUUAUGGUGCUGGUGCUCAAGAAGAGAAUAUGUUUCGUCGUACCAAUCUUUUUCAAUACCAUGAACCAAAAGAUCAUCAUGAAUGGUAUCCUAUUCCUAAGACUGGUGGAAUUUAUUAUCCAAAUGCUACUGUGAUUCGAACAAAUGAGCAAGAAAAUUAUGAAUUGUUGGAAGUUCCAGAAAAGAUGUCCUUUGUGGCGGUUGCUGCUUUGUGCCAACCGAUUCUUGUAAAAGAUUCUGAUGGUAAAGAUACUUUGUCUGACGAUGACAAGGAACUAACCCGACAAAAAAUUCGCACCAUGUUGAAUAUUGGAUUGGAUAAUGGUCAUGAUUGUAUAAUUCUUUCGGCAUUUGGUUGUGGUGCUUUUUCAAAUCCACCUUCGAUCAUUGCUGAAUUAUUCUAUGAAGUAAUUUCCCAAGAAUAUGCUGGUGAUGCAGAAAAACUACCAAAAACUUAUCGUCAUAUUGCCUUUGCUAUUUUUGAUGAUGUAAGUGCAUUGCAGUGGAAAGAUGGUGAAG
Messenger RNA from Scutellospora calospora, 844 nucleotides. The record is from the annotation of a GenBank genome assembly. Lineage: Eukaryota; Fungi; Glomeromycota; Glomeromycetes; Diversisporales; Gigasporaceae.